Messenger RNA from Acanthopagrus latus (yellowfin seabream), 2640 nucleotides. RefSeq names its product kinesin family binding protein. Gene Ontology annotation, molecular function: protein binding. The record is from RefSeq and is a predicted model, not a curated record. Lineage: Eukaryota; Metazoa; Chordata; Actinopteri; Spariformes; Sparidae. The transcript has 13 exons. The coding region runs from base 1 to 1914 and encodes 637 amino acids.
AUGGCGUCCCUCGGCAGUGAUGAGUGGAGAGCUGUCUGCGACAAAUUCACCAACGCCCAAAACCUCACUGAUGUUGAAUCACGAAAAGACCCAGACAACGACCCCUUCCGCUCCAAAUACAAGGCCAGAGAGCUUCUCCGGGAGAUUUACUGCUCACUGAAGAAUUUCGAGGCCGGGGACGGCGAGGACGACAGCGGCGGUGAGAGCGGCGACCAGCGGCCGACAGAGCCGCCUGUGGACGGGCAGAGGGAGGAUGUGUUCGAGCAGGGCUUCAGCGGCGACUCGCCAGCCGGGCUGCGGGCCGCCAAACUCGGGGCUGUGGAGUACUAUCUGGGCGUCAACCAUGUCGACACAGAGGAGCUGUCAGCCGGCCAGGAGCAUCUGAUGAACUGCAUGAAGCUGCUGGAGAGAUGCAGAGUGUCGUCCGAGAAUGUGUCUCUGUUCAUCCAUGUCAGGAACCAGCUGGGCAUCCUUUGGGCAGGCCGGGAUGAGACGGAGACGGCUCGGGGAUUUCUCGAAACAGCAGAAUCCAUCUACCAGCGUUACAUGAAGGAGGAUGGAAGUCCUCCCACUGAUAUGACAGAGUACUUUACCACUGAGGAGAAGCUGCUGACUCAUCAGGAAAGGACCAAGAGGUUUGAGUUGGCGUACACCCACACUAUGUACUAUCUUGCUCAAGUCUACAAAAACCUUGGUGAAACUGAGCGUGCUGCCACCUACUGCCACAGCACCCUGCAGAGACAGUUACAGUUGAAUCAGUUCAGUCCAAUGGAGUGGGCUCUGAAUGCUGCUACACUGUCACAGUAUUACAUCACUAAGGGUCGAUACAUGGAAGGCAGACACUGCCUGGCAGCAGCUACUGUCAUAUCAGGUUUGGCAGGAGAGGUUCCCUCUGAGGCCGCAGCACAGGAGAGCGAGACAGAGUGUGAACGCAGGGAACAGCUCAGACAGAAGAGAGCAGAGAUCGCAAGAUGUUGGAUCAAAUACAGUCUCAACCUCCUGCAGGAUGCUAAGAAGUUGCUAGAGGACAACAUUGGGGAGCUGGAUAGUGAUCGGCAAGAGGAGUUGAAGAGAGCGAGGAGACGCGAGGAGGAGGAGGAAGAGAAGGGCAGGAAGAGUGCUCUGCUGUUUGGCUCUGAAGACACGUUUGACUCCAUUGCUAGCCUUGAAGAGAAGGUGCCCUGUUUGUUGCCGCUGGACUUCACUGAGGCCAGAGCUGUAUUUCUAGUGGGACAGAAUUAUGUCACACAGGCCAAAGAGUACUUUCAGAUGGACGGUUAUGUCACAGACCACAUAGAGAUUUUGCAGGAUCACAGCUCUAUGUUCCGGGGCCUGGCUUUCUUUGAAGAGGAUCUGGAGCGGCGCUGCAAAAUGCACAAAAGAAGAGUUGACAUGCUGGAGCCAAUCUGCAACGACUUGAACUCCCAGUACUACCUAAUGAUCCGCAGACAGAUGAUGUUUGAGUUGGCUGAGACCUACAACGAAAUGAUGGACCUGAAACUGACACUGGCCAACAGACAAGCAGACACAGAGUCUCUGGAUAACCACACCAUUAAGAAAUUCAACACUCUCUGCUCCGCCUCUGCCAAAUACUUCCAGAUGUUCCUCGACUCUCUGUGCUCUCCAGAGGGGAAGUCUCCAGAGCACCUGGAGGAGGAGGUGCUCAGACCAGCUCUGGUGGCCCGCUUCAGAGUGGCCCGACUCCACAGCCAGCUGAUUUCCUCUAUACCCACUGUGCAGCUCGACAAUCUCAACCGAUCUCUGGAAAACUACAAAUAUGUGGUGGAGUACUGUGAUGCCCACCCCGAAGCAGUGGCCGCUGUGGAGACGGAGCUGGAGUUGAGCAGGGAGAUGGCCGGCCUGCUCCCUCUCAAAAUCAACCGCCUCAAAGCACGAAUGGCUGCUAACAACUGAAGACAAAAUCUAGCAACUUACAGUCGAUGGACACUCCCACCAGUUGGACAAACUGUAUUAUGAACUGUCUUGCACAUCUGCAUUUGUUAUGGCCUUUUUUUUUUGUGAAGUGGGCCUGCUGCUUUCACAAGACCUUUUAACAGAUCACUUGCUGUAAAUAUGUGCUCUCGGCUGUGUGUACUUGUGUGGUCAAUUUACACUUUAGUUCAGGUGGUACAUCAAAUAUACACUUAUCGAAAUUAAUAUGAAAAUGUUUAAUCUGAUUCCUACUUUUUUUUAUUGUUAACCAUAUUGGUUUUUGUUUAAUGUGGUUUUGCUUCAUCACACUAAAAAAUUGGUGUCUUCAGCUACUUUUAUAUCGCUGGUGAUAAACAAUAGGCCGCCAGAGCCACAGACAGUACCCGUGUGAACUGUCAGAAACAUCCGUUAUUAAGUGGACUUGAUAAUCUGCAUGAUGCCAACUAAAUCUAGUAGAAUCUGUGUACUUUCUUCCUGUCUAAGGAAUCGCAGUGUCAUCUUGUUUCGUCUCCUGUAGAUAUUGUAUGAACGGAUAAUAAACUAAAGAAGUAAGACACAUUUUAGUUGAUACCAAUGUGUGUUCUUUUUUUUUUUUACUUGCAUUAAGAAGCUGGGUGUAAAAUGUUUCCUGUCCUUCUCAUGUUUAUCUCCAUGUAACAGGAGUGCAGAGUUGAUUUAAUGGCUGUCAAGUAAAAGACUAAAAUCAUC